Lathyrus sativus (Indian pea) is the source of this 318-nucleotide messenger RNA. The record is from the annotation of a GenBank genome assembly. NCBI's taxonomy places the organism in Eukaryota, Viridiplantae, Streptophyta, Magnoliopsida, Fabales, Fabaceae.
AUGCAACUAGCUUCUGACAGGUUUUGUUCUCCCAACUCCCUUGAUGCUAAGUUGGUGAAAGGAAAAAUUGUUUUGUGCGAAGGUAGCCAAGAUACCGAUGAGGCAUUAAAAGUUGGUGCUAUUGGUGCCUUGACACAAGGUCAAGGUUUUAGAGAUGUUGCAGAUUAUUUCCCUUUAGUUGAAAGUUACCUUCAACCAAAGGAUGCUUCUAACAUACACAAAUACAUUCAUUAUGCAAGAACUCUCAUGGCAACAAUAUUUAAGUCUCAUGAAUUAGAAAAUGCUUUGGCACCUGUAGUUGCAUCUUUUUCAUCCUAA